Vespa velutina is the source of this 1497-nucleotide messenger RNA. RefSeq names its product PSME3-interacting protein. Gene Ontology annotation, cellular component: nucleus. Lineage: Eukaryota; Metazoa; Arthropoda; Insecta; Hymenoptera; Vespidae. The record is from RefSeq and is a predicted model, not a curated record.
CAUUGUAUUACAUUGAAUUGUGCUUAGUACCACUACCGACAAGGAAAAAUUUAGUUACGAAAUAUUAUAAAGUAUUAAAAAGUGUGUAGGAUGUAAAUUUUCGCUAUAUAAUGAAUUGUAUAUUAAUAUGUUAAACGAUUAUUUUUGGAUACGUACUCUAUAUAUAAUCACGUAUAUUAAAAGCUUAUAAAGCAAGAAAUUUUUAUGGUUGGCUUAUAUGAUUGGUGUUUAUACACCACGAACCGAAUGUGAAUCAAAACUUCUUCGUUAUAUAAAUAUAUAUGCUUAUCUUUGUUCCAUUAAAACAGUAAAAAAUGAGUUCUGGGUUCAUAUCAGAAGCUGAAAUAGCAGAGCAAAGGAGAAUAAGGCAAGAAGAAUGGGACCGUGUACGAACAGCUGACCAACCUUUAGAACCUCCUGAAGAAUCAUAUGAUCCUAGGUCUUUGUACGAAAGGUUGCAAGAACAAAAAAACAAAAGAGAUGCAGAAUAUGAAGAAGCGCAUAAACUUAAAAAUAUGAUAAAAGGAUUGGAUGAUGAUGAAGUGGAAUUUUUAGAUUUGGUUGAUAGAACUAAAUUAGAGGAAGAACGUAAAAAAAAUCUUGAAGAAGAAAAAGAAAUGCGUGACUUCAAAGCUGCUGUUGCUUCAUUACAAGAAAAGUCAUUAGAUGAAAGAUUAAAACAAGAAUUAAAAAACCAGAUUAUCAACAAGAAUAUUUGUAGUAGCAGUGGUCGUAAUUCACAGUUAAAACUAUUGGCAGGUGUAGUUGUGAAAAAAUCAGAAAAACCAAAGUUAAGUGAAAACAAGGGUGUCAAAAGAAAAUUGUCUUCACCAGAACCAGAUAAAUCUUUAACAAAGGAAGAUGAUUCUCAUUUACAAUAUCCACAGAUACUAAAUGCAGAAUCAAAAUAUGUGCUUGUGGAAAACAAAAAUUCAUGCUUAUCUAACACAAUGAUAAAUCAUACAGGAGGAAUGAAAUGUAUUGGUAUUUUACCAGGACUUGGUUCUUAUGAUGAUUCGAGCGAUAGUGACUGUAGUUCGGAUACUGAUCAAGAUCCAGAGUUAAAUCAAUCUAAAUAUGAUCUUUUAGGACGUAAAAUAGAAGCUGCGAAAGAUAAGGAGAAAAGCUGAAUGGAAAAUAUAAGUAAAUUUUUUUUUUUUUUUUUUUUUUUUUUCUUUUUUUUUUUUUUUCAAAUAAUAAAAUGAGUGGCAUUUUAUUGUAACUAGUUGUGAAAUCAGAAAAUAUAAUCAUAACUUAAAUUUUUAAUUUUGAAAAUAUUAAAGUUCCAAUAUAUGAUGCGUGGAUAUAUAAAAAUUGAAUUAUUCUCAUAAAAAAAUUGUGUGAUUUUUAUUUUUAUUUUAGCUAUAUAUUAUAUGUUAACACAAUAAGAUUAAUUAAAGAAUGAACAAUGUAAUUAUAUAGGGGUAUAAAUGUAUGAAGCAAAGACGACCAAAAAAUUUACAUUCCUAUACAAUCGAUAAAUGGUUCUAAUCUACA